Penaeus chinensis is the source of this 1261-nucleotide messenger RNA. RefSeq names its product lactosylceramide 4-alpha-galactosyltransferase-like. The transcript is spliced from 5 exons. Lineage: Eukaryota; Metazoa; Arthropoda; Malacostraca; Decapoda; Penaeidae. Bases 123 to 1244 code for a protein of 373 amino acids. Gene Ontology annotation, biological process: glycosphingolipid biosynthetic process. The record is from RefSeq and is a predicted model, not a curated record. Gene Ontology annotation, molecular function: hexosyltransferase activity.
UACAGGAAAAUUACGAAUAUAAAAAGAAAAGUAAUAAUAGCGAACUUUUGACGCUAUGUGUAAACAGGAAAAUGAUGCUCUAAUGUCUCAUCGUCUCCAGCUUCGUCUCAGUUAGGAGCAAGAUGGCCAUCUUCCGCGACCGUAUUAGGGGUUACAGAUGUCACAGGCUUAUUGCAGCUGUCGUCAUCUCAUGUAUGGUGAUAUCAGUGUUUCUUCUUGUGCCUCUUACGAGUCUGGAUUCCAAGAGCAGCGAUGUCAGGCAGGUGAAGUACGGUCACAGGUUCACCUACAAGACCUGGCUGGAUCACCUGUGCCCACGCAGUCAGAUCAGAGAUGCACAAGCACAGCAACUGAGGCUGAAAUGGGAGGCGCCUUCAGUGAAGACCAUAUUCUUCAUGCAGACAUCUUGUGCCGACGCGCUUACCGCUAGAGAGGCUUGUGCGGUGGAGAGCUUCGCGCAGCACCAUCCUGAUCGUCCCAUUCUUCUUCUCAUGACGUCAUUUACUAUGAACCAUACCAACCCCAUUAUGCAGACGUUGCUCCAGCUGCCCAAUUUUCGAGCUGCCUACCUGGAUCUCGACGUCGUGUUCAGCGAGGAGCCCCUUCGCACUUGGCACACGGACAGGAACUGGCUCAUUGUCGAAAGAAAGGCGGGCAUGAUGCUGAGCGACGCUAGUAGAUCUGAGAUCCUGCGUCGCUUCGGAGGCACGUACACUGACCUGGACGCCAUCGCUCUGCGUCCUCUGCCGAAUGGCACAAACUGGCUUGCAGAAUUUUAUGACGGUCGGGUGACAGCUGCUCUGUCCAGUUUCUUGCCAGGGCACAACCUUUUCCAAAGAGUGGUGGAUGCAAUACCCCGAGCGUUCAACCCGUAUGCUUGUUGUUCUAUUGGGCCUGACCUGGUCACUGCCGAGAUGCGUCACCUGUGUCCAGACGCCUUCAGCAGCAUCGUUGCGAACGACCUGCAAGAAUCCGCCAUGUGCAGUGACAUCACAGUGCUUCCUAUCGGCAACUUCUAUCCUAUAAACUACGAGAUGGGACCUCGCGGCUUUUCGCAGUUGCUUCGGUCCGGGACUGGCCAGGAGUUCCUGAAGAGCACAAAGGCUCACUCACUCCAUCUGUUCAGUUCGCUUACUGCCAAAGACUUGCUAUAUCUCGGUGGCGGCUCUAUUUUGGAAGAAGUGGCAAAGAAAUACUGCCCGAAAGUGUUUAAAGCUCAACGAAGCAUUAGUGCUGUAAUGUAAUUUAUUUUUCGUUCAAA